AUGGGAAUGCUUAGUUGGUAAGUCGACGCCAGGUUGUUGAACGAACAAAAAAUGAAGUCUUUUGGUUUACGUUUUGUCGUUUUGCGGGACGAAAGCAAAGUUCAUAUUUGAUUUUGACGAAACUAAUUUCUUUUUCCCAAAAAAUUGCCCAUCAAAUUUUGCAGUCGCGCUCUCACUACGUUGCAUUUCAAUUGCUGAAAAUUUUAGCUGGGGCUUUCUAGACGUUGCAGAGUUACGCAGCGGCCGCAAAGGUUGUACGGUGGCGGACCGGUUCCAAUGAUAAAAAAACGUACUAUUUUGCAGCCGGGAAGCAUCAAAAAUGCAGCAAAAUACCUCCCUCUCCAACUAAAAACCGCUCCUUUUGUGAGGAAAGGGCGCUUAGCUGGAGAGGGAAGCAAUUUGCCACAUUUUUUGAUACUUCCUGGAUGCAAAACGGUACGUUUUUUGCCACUGGAACAGGUCCGCCGCAGUACAACCCCAAAAGCAAAAAAAAUACCUAGAAUUUUUUGUACGAUAAUUGCAGGAGUAUCUUCAUCGCAUCCCUAGCGUUUGUAAUCUACGUCUUCAUUGAUCUCAAAGAUUUUGAAGAGUAUGUCGUGAGGUAAGUGGUCCAACUGCAACCGAUUACGAAACUCAGACUCGCCCCAGUCCGACCUAGCGAAGGAAAAUUGGCGAGAACAGCAAAGAAUACAAUCAAUAACAUAGAAUAUGUACUAAAAGGCGAGAUCGUCAACCCAGAAUGCCAAGUCAUACAUAAUGGAGCAAUCUACACUGGGAGCGUGACUGGUCAUCUCUAUAAAAUAGUGAACGACAAGAUCGUGAAGGUGAUCGACGUUUCCAAGGACAAUCCAAAGUGUAGUAAGCUUAUAAUUUCAGAUUUUGGGAGCAAUUAAUCACCCAAAAGCAUGCUAAAACUUCGUUUCAGAAUACAACUUGUGCUCCGUCCCUCUUGGAAUGCGAUAUUGGAAGGACGAAAAGGUGGUUUAUGCGGACGCAAUGCUGGGAAUUUUUGUGGCCGACUUCAAAACUGGUGAGAAAUACUGAUGCCCCUUCAAAAACUAAUGUAAUUUAUCCAGGCGAAAUAAAACAAGUGUUCACUUCACGAACGUACAUUGGUGGAUGGACCCACCUGUUCCCCGAUGACUUUGAUUUCAUCGAUGAAGAGACGAUCAUCUUCACCGAUAUGAAUCCAAAAUGCGGUUUUGAAAGGCAUAUCGUGUGCUUCUUUGAGUAUAUCAAAGAUGGACGGUAAGUUGCGUUUUCCCAUGUUACAGAGGGGGACCUGAUCCAGUGGCAAAAAACGUACCAUUUUGCGAAGCAUUUUGGAACAUUUUUGAUACUUCCCGGAUGCAAAACGGUUUAUUCCCACUGAAUCAGCCCCCUCCCCCAAAUACCGAAAAAUCAAUUUUUGUUUUGUCAACUUUGCCCCAUUUCAGCGUAAUCACGCUCAAUCUCAACACCGGAGCUUGGGAAGUCAUCGCUAAGGAUCUCCUAACCCCGAAUGGAGUAGUUGCUCAUCCAGAUAAACAGUCAGCCCUCGUUUCAUCAACCUCGGCCUCCCAAAUUCUCCGGAUAUUUUACAAAGGCCCUAAGAAGGGUCAGGUGGAAGUGUUUGCAGAUGGUUUGCCCGGCAUCCCAGACAAUAUCCGUCAAAGCUCGAGCGGAAAGAGCUUUUGGAUUGCGUUUUAUGAGUCGUCCGUGAACGGCGAACGCCCGUUGUAUCAGAGAUGGAGUGAAUAUCCAAAACUGAGGAAACUUUUGGCUAUGGUAAGUGCCGCCAAGCACAGGCUUCCAGAAUUUACACAAGUUGUUGUUUUUACAGUGGGGCACCCGAUCCAGUGGCAAAAAACGUAUCAUUUUGUAUCCGGGAAUUAUCAAAAAUGUGGCAAAAUGCUUCCCUCUCCAAGUAAAAAAACUCCUCACAAAAAGAGCGAGUGCGCUUUUGAAAUCUGAAUUUUUUCACUUGGCGAGGGAGGUAUUUCGCCACAUUUUUGAUGCUUCCUGGAUACAAGAAGGUACACUUUUUGCCACUGGAUCAGGUCCCCCACUGUAGAAGGAUUUUCUCGAAACUUGCACUCGUCAUAAUGAUCUCAAUGUAGCACCUAUGACAUAUUCCCCUCUAUUUACGGUUAUUUUUCAGCUCCCCGAACACUUCCGUUAUAUCUCGGCAACUCUAUUUUCUUCAAAGGAAAAAGUCAUCAUUGAGAUGGAUUUUGAUGGUAAAAUUGUCUCAAGUCUUCAUGACCCUGAAGGUCGUCUAAGCUACGUCACCAAUGUUGUGGAUGACGGGAAGGACCUCUACAUUGGAUCGGUCUCACUGCCCUACAUCCGAAGGAUCCGAAAUUUCAGAAACUUAUCUUGA
Messenger RNA from Bursaphelenchus xylophilus (pine wood nematode), 2362 nucleotides. Lineage: Eukaryota; Metazoa; Nematoda; Chromadorea; Rhabditida; Aphelenchoididae. The record is from the annotation of a GenBank genome assembly.